Molecule: messenger RNA, 490 nt
Organism: Vanessa atalanta (red admiral)
Lineage: Eukaryota; Metazoa; Arthropoda; Insecta; Lepidoptera; Nymphalidae
Gene: LSm3
Product: U6 snRNA-associated Sm-like protein LSm3
Exons: 3
Coding region: 150-458 (102 amino acids)
Biological process (GO): mRNA splicing, via spliceosome; P-body assembly
Cellular component (GO): P-body; Lsm1-7-Pat1 complex; U4/U6 x U5 tri-snRNP complex
Molecular function (GO): RNA binding
Source: RefSeq, a predicted model, not a curated record
AUACAUAAUACAGUAACUGCCGAAAAGUAACCUAAAAAUAAAAUUGAUCAGUGUAUUUAAAGUACCUAAAUUUUGUAUUUGUUUACCGCUGUCUUAAAAAUUAUCUUUUGCAUUUGAUUACUUUUAGCGUCUUCAUUUGAAAAAUUAAAAUGGCUGAUGACGGUGACAAUGUAGCUGUAAUGACGGUCAAAGAACCGCUUGAUUUGAUAAGACUAAGUUUAGAUGAAAGAAUUUAUGUAAAAAUGCGCAACGAACGGGAGUUACGCGGGAAACUACACGCUUAUGACCAACAUUUAAAUAUGGUCUUGGGUGAUGCUGAGGAAACAAUAACAACAGUUGAGAUUGAUGAAGAAACAUAUGAAGAAGUUUAUAGAACAACAAAAAGGAAUAUCCCAAUGUUAUUCGUAAGAGGUGAUGGAGUAAUAUUAGUAUCUCCACCUGUGCGUGUGGGUAUAUAGAUAGAUUUAGGUAAAUAAAACUUAUAAUAAGA